AUGCGCUUCAUCACAAUCGCACGCACGGUACUCGCCGCGUCGGCAGUUCUUGCUGUCGGUGGUGCCGUAAGCCAAGCUGCCCCUAUUUCGCCCUUCUCCACAGCCAACAACACAGAAGGCAGUGCAUCCGUGUCCGCAUUAUCGUAUAAUGAGACCGUGGACGAGGGAAACGUGACCGUCUACAAGGGAAUCGAUGGUCUACCGUGGCUGUCGCAUAUUACGUGCAAACGAAACUUCUUCAAUGAAAAGCAGUUGACGCCGGAAGAGCGCGAGCGCAUGCUCGGUUGCUAUAAGGACUUUCAGGAUAAAGGACAAUGGGUCGGCCAGAUGACUAAGUGCAACGAUACCAAGAGGUAUUUCCAGUCCUGGGGCCACCACUGGGACAGCCCACCUGAUUGCUGGAACGCCUGCAAAGGAUGUUUCGAGGACGCCGUCUUUGACCAGGCGGCGAACUUCCGCUGCUGGAAAUAUGAAGGGUUUUCGGCGAGGUGCCACGUCACUUAUGAGUGA
This is a messenger RNA of Annulohypoxylon maeteangense, 510 nucleotides long. RefSeq lists its product as uncharacterized. The record is from RefSeq and is a predicted model, not a curated record. NCBI's taxonomy places the organism in Eukaryota, Fungi, Ascomycota, Sordariomycetes, Xylariales, Hypoxylaceae. Bases 1 to 510 code for a protein of 169 amino acids. The transcript is spliced from 2 exons.